CCGGGAUCAGUCGAUCAGUGAUCAGUGGCAGUGCAGCCGGUUCGCUCAUUAUAAGCACUAAAUCACUGUAAUUAAUGACUUAACGUCUAGUCAUAGUUCUAGUAUUAUUACGUGUGUUGACUUACUAGUUUCUACAAUUUUCUUGUAAAUCUUAGAAGCAAAAUGAGUAGUGAAUCCAGUCCAUUUAAGUAUUUUAUUUCAGGAGGUUUUGGAGGAGUAUGCACUGUAAUAGUGGGCCAUCCAUUUGAUACAAUUAAGGUGCGGCUGCAGACUAUGCCACAACCGACUAAUGGUUUACCGCCUCUGUACAAAGGAACUUUGGAUUGUGCUUUGAAAACUGUAAAGAAUGAAGGAUUUAGGGGGUUUUACAAGGGAAUGGGAGCUCCUAUUGCUGGCGUAGCUCCAAUCUUUGCUAUAAGUUUUUUUGGUUUUGGUGUUGGGAAAAAACUCCAACAAUCCAAACCUGAAGAUGUACUAACAAAACCCCAACUGUUCUAUGCUGGUGCAUUUUCUGGAGUCUUCACUACUAUAAUCAUGGCUCCUGGAGAGAGAAUCAAGUGCCUCUUACAGGUGCAACAAGACUCUACAGGGCCAAAGAAGUACAGUGGGCCUAGAGAUGUUGUUCGCAAGCUCUACAAGGAGGGCGGGAUUCGUAGCAUCUACAAGGGCACUGUAGCUACUCUCUUAAGAGAUGUUCCUGCCAGUGGCAUGUAUUUCAUGACCUAUGAGUGGAUCCAAGAGCUGCUCAAACCGGAUGGUGCCACUGAGGUUAGCACGCUCAGCACCGUUUUUGCUGGAGGCAUGGCAGGAGUGUUUAACUGGCUGAUAGGCAUGCCAGCAGACGUUUUGAAGAGUCGCCUACAAACAGCUCCAGAAGGCACGUACCCUGGGGGUAUAAAGCAAGUGUUUGGUGAGCUGAUCCGCCAAGAGGGUGUCACUGCCCUGUACAAAGGCUGUGCUCCUGUUAUGAUGCGUGCCUUCCCUGCCAAUGCAGCUUGUUUUAUAGGAUUUGAGUUUUGUAUGAAGGUUUUGAAAUGGUUAUUACCAAAUUCAUAAAACUAAGUUUCUUACUCAGUUUUUAAAUUAUGUAUUUUAGGAUGUGUUCAAUUAUCUAAAAGAAUUUUAAAUAUACUUAAGUGUUAACCAUUUUAGAUAUGUUUGUAUUGUUUAGCUGUAAUUUGCCAAAUUGUUUUAGCAAACUCAUUGAUCAAUUUAAGUACAUUUUCUUGUUAGCGUUAUAUUGCCCCAUUUCAUUUUAUAUUUAACGUUCCUGAUAACAUUUAAAGUACGUGUUUAUGCCUGUUAAAAUGCAACAUUAAAGAGUUUACAUUAUAAAUGCCAUCCUUGUUUAUGAAACACUACAGUUGGUGCUGUAAUUGAUUGUAUAGACAUGCAAACUAUGGAAAUAAUUCAUUCUUAAGGUUAAAAGUAAAUUUUUUAUCUAAGA
Messenger RNA from Homalodisca vitripennis (glassy-winged sharpshooter), 1447 nucleotides. Its product is annotated as mitochondrial carnitine/acylcarnitine carrier protein-like. The record is from RefSeq and is a predicted model, not a curated record. Gene Ontology annotation, cellular component: mitochondrial envelope. NCBI's taxonomy places the organism in Eukaryota, Metazoa, Arthropoda, Insecta, Hemiptera, Cicadellidae. The transcript is spliced from 6 exons. Bases 163 to 1056 code for a protein of 297 amino acids. Gene Ontology annotation, molecular function: O-acyl-L-carnitine transmembrane transporter activity. Gene Ontology annotation, biological process: mitochondrial transport; carnitine transmembrane transport.